Messenger RNA from Thamnophis elegans (Western terrestrial garter snake), 6312 nucleotides. It is a transcript of the gene LIMK1, whose product is annotated as LIM domain kinase 1. Gene Ontology annotation, cellular component: neuron projection; nucleus; cytoplasm. Gene Ontology annotation, molecular function: protein binding; protein serine/threonine kinase activity; ATP binding. Bases 194 to 2011 code for a protein of 605 amino acids. The record is from RefSeq and is a predicted model, not a curated record. The transcript is spliced from 15 exons. Gene Ontology annotation, biological process: positive regulation of stress fiber assembly; actin cytoskeleton organization; protein phosphorylation. Lineage: Eukaryota; Metazoa; Chordata; Lepidosauria; Squamata; Natricidae.
GCAGUGGGUGCCGAUCAAGGGGACAGUGCCACUAUUUGUCACUCUUCUGCCUCUUUGGAGCGGGUGGGCAAUUGGGAGAUCCCAAAGGGUGCUGCAGAAUCUUGAGCCCCUGUGGAGGCAAGGACCAACAUGCCCCAGGUCGCCCUUUAAGUGCCAUCAGUGGACAGGUGACAAGAAAGAAACUCUACCAGCCAUGCUGACCACUGUGCUGAAACGAAAUCGCCUACGGAUAGCGAGAGCCAAGUGCUGCGAAUGUGGAGCUUUGCUUUCCCAUCAGUACUACGAGAAGGAUGGUCGUCUCUACUGCAAAAAGGAUUACUGGGCCCACUUUGGGGAACUGUGCCAUGGCUGCUCGGAGCAGAUCACCAAAGGGCUUGUCAUGGUGGCUGGGGAACAAAAAUAUCACCCUGAAUGCUUCAGCUGCCUGAAUUGCCAGGUGUUCAUUGGCGAUGGAGACACUUACGCACUGGUGGAACGCUCCAAGCUUUACUGUGGGCACUGUUAUUACCAGAUGGUGGUUACACCCGUGAUGGAUCAGCUGCUUCCAGAAUCUCCUGGCACCCGGAUUCCACACACUGUCACCCUGGUGUCUAUUCCCGCAUGUUCCGAAAGCAAGCGAGGGCUUUCCAUCUCCAUUGACAAGCAUGGAGGUUCUGAGCACCCACAUACUGUGCGCGUUCGUGAAUUAGACCCAGGCUGCAUAAGCCCUGAUAUGAAGAAUUCCAUCCAUGUUGGUGACCGCAUUCUGGAAAUCAAUGGCACACCAAUCCAUCACGUCCCGCUGGAUGAGAUCGAUCUUCUGAUCCAAGAGACCAGUCGCCUACUGCAGCUGACCAUUGAACACGAUCCACAUGAGAUCAUUGAAAGCAGCCCUCUUUCAGAACUGCGCAGUCCCCUCCAUUCGCCCAGCCACACACCUUGCCCAGACCCUUCAGCCAUUCGCCAGCGCACUGUCAUGAGGAGCUGUAGCAUUGACAAGUCACCUUGUUCCAGCUCUCUGGGCUCCCCCUCCUCCCAGAGGAAAGAUAUUGGUCGCUCAGAAUCACUGCGUGUUGUCUCCCGUCUUCAUCGCAUCUUCCGCCCCUCGGAUCUCAUCCAUGGCGAAGUGUUGGGCAAGGGCUGCUUCGGGCAGGCCAUUAAGGUGACCCACCGGGAGACUGGAGAAGUGAUGGCCAUGAAGGAACUUAUCCGUUUUGAUGAGGAGACCCAAAGAACGUUCCUUAAAGAGGUGAAAGUAAUGCGCUGCCUGGAACACCCCAAUGUGCUAAGGUUCAUUGGGGUCCUCUAUAAAGACAAGAGGCUGAACUUCAUCACAGAGUACAUCAAAGGAGGCACCCUUCGUGGGAUCAUUAAGACCAUGGACAGUCAGUAUCCUUGGAGCGAGCGGGUCAGUUUUGCAAAAGACAUCGCUUCAGGGAUGGCUUACCUCCAUUCUAUGAAUAUCAUUCACAGGGACCUCAAUACACAUAACUGCCUUGUGCGAGAAAACAAAAGUGUGGUAGUGGCUGAUUUUGGCCUUGCUCGGUUGAUGGUGGACGAGAAGAACCAGCUAGCAAACCUGAAGAAACCUGACCGAAGGAAAAGGUACACCGUGGUGGGCAACCCUUACUGGAUGGCUCCUGAGAUGAUCAAUGGGAGAAGUUAUGAUGAGAAAGUAGACGUCUUCUCUUUUGGCAUCAUCCUUUGUGAGAUCAUUGGAAGAGUCAGCGCUGACCCUGAUUACCUGCCUCGAACCUUGGAUUUUGGCCUCAAUGUGCGAGGCUUCCUGGACCGCUACUGUCCUCCCAAUUGUCCUCCCAGCUUCUUUCCUAUCGCUGUGUGUUGCUGUGAUUUGGAUCAUGAGAAACGGCCUUCCUUCAGUCGGUUGGAGCAGUGGCUGGAAGCUCUCCGCAUGCACCUGGCUAUGCAACUUCCCCUGAGUCCACAGCUGGAGCAAUUGGACCGGGCCUUCUGGGAGACACACCGGCGAGCUGAGAGUGGACUGUGCGCACAUGCGGAAGUGUCUGAAUGAGUACAGCAGGGGCAGGCAAGCAGCCCCAAAGCCUGCAUGUCUCUGUAUGAGCUGGGCUGAAGAAAAGCUUCUCUUGCUGAGUCCUGCCACCAGCUGCGCACAGCUCACCAGCUAGAGCUGUUUUUUUUUGGGGGGGGGGAAACCACUGGGAGCUGGUUCUCCCUGCUUCCCUCCUUGCGGGGGAUGGGUUCUGUGCCUGGCUUGCACAGAGAUGGUCUGUGGCAGCCCGGGUUCUUGUAAAUACUCCUUGUGAAUACAGCCUUCUCCUUGCGCAUCCCGCAAAGGGCGAGAGAAGCGAGGGAUCCUUGACACUCUCCUUGUACGCUAUGUGGUUGCGAAAAGCUUUGCACGCCCUGCUGAGCACAUAAGCUUCUGUCAUCAGCUGGCAGCUGCUCACAAGCUGGCAUUAAGGUGGGGGCUGCUACCCUACCCCCCCACACCCUCAAAUAUACCCCUAUGGAUCCUCUUCAAAACUUUUGUCCUAUAAAGUGGUGCCUUGGGUUUAUAUGUGAACUUGCAUACUUGGAUUCUUGAGUCCCACUUUGUCGUUCUGCAAACAGGCCACGGGGGUCUAUGCGUGUGCUUAGCAUGUGCUUAGCCUUUCCGUGGACGUUGCAAGGCCGAGGGAUCUAUGCAGAUGUUUGGUUUCUGUGCUCCCUGGAUCCAGUGUCUGACUACAUUCACACAACAUGUUUUGCCCAGUCAGCUGAAGAUUGCAGUUGCACAACAUACUGAGCUUAUUGCUUCUCUUAACUUUGGUUAGGCUUUUCUUUUUUUUUAAUCUAGCUUAGCAUGUUAUGCAAACCCAGCCUCUUUGAUUCAUUUGAAGUUGAUAUAUUGUGCAAAUACACACACACACAGCUCAAUCCGGUAACCAGGCGAAAUCUGUUAUGUGAAUGUAGCUCUGUCAAUGCCCCAUGUGUGCUGUGUGUAUGUUUCACUGUGUGCACACCUUAGCUUCUUCCUUCCUUCUCUUCCAACCAUGUUUGGCAGAAAUACAUAAAAUCCAAGGCUGCUAUUUUUUUGUGUGUGAGAAAAACUAUUUUCUAAGCAGGCAGUUUGCCGCAGAGAGAAGCUAUAAGUUAGAGCUGAAACCGUCUCCUCUUAUCCCUUCUCUGUUCUAAAUUACCACCCCGUUUAAACUGCUUGCCUAUUCUGGAGAUCCAAAUGCGUGUCAAGGUUUCGUUGCAAGAUUUAAUGUGUGUGUGCACAUGCAUACACCCAUGUGCUGUCAGGCCCUCGAAAAGGCAGUAUGGAUUUCUAGAAGGACAGAAAGAGGAGGAAACAACUAAGUCAGCCUUCUAAAGGGAGAUCUUUGUGCAUAGCUUGGAAAUCUAGCCAACUCUUUCCAGGUUCAGGAUAGAGCCAUGGGAUGUGCACUCCCAGCCUUCCUCAGACUAGCGCCAGGCAGAUUUGUUUUCACUACAACUCCCAGAACUCCUCAGGCAACGUGGCCUCCAGAACUGUGCGACUCCCAGAAUUCUUAGCCAGUGGUCUGGAGGCCAGGCGAACAAAGGAACUCUGGGAGUUGCAGUUCCAACCCAUCUGGAAAGUAUUAGAUUGGAGAAGGAGCUAAUCUAUGCAUCAGGGUCAGCAGUAAGAAUAAGCAAGCAUUAUUGGACUCUCAUCUGGAAAUGGGCAGCAGGUAUUUUCCAUCUGGGUGGUCAGCAUAGCAGAAAGGAGCCUUCUAAAUUCUACCUGGGGAGGCCAGCUAAAUUCAUCUUAUCCAAGGAUCCUCACAACGUAAGAGACAUAUUUUUGAUUUACCCUUGCGGGUUGUGGGGCUACAUGACUAAAUGUCCUCUUGUGCCAAAAAAAAUAAAAAUCACCCCUGCAUAUUAAAACCCUGUAUGUUAUAGGCAGGAGAACAGACCCUGCUUUUUCCUUAUCUCGCAAGCUUUUUGUGGACGCGAAGCAGCCACUCAGGUUGCUAUUUGGAAAAAAAGCACAUUCCUGAAUCAUUGCAACAGGAGAUUGGCUUGAUAGUCUUUAAAAGGGGGAAAUGGAGCUUUUUCUGUUCCUGAGAGUGCAUUUGUAAGAACCUGAACCACGAAAGACUUCCUGGGUUUUCAAUGCUAACAGUGUGAGUAGCUGGGGGUGGGUGGGAAUAGACCAUUUUCCCUGCCAUUCUAGCACCCAGGACAAACCUUGGUUGUUCAACCAAAGUACAAGAGUGUCAGGCAGGAAGACUUGAAGGAGUUUAGCCAUGCCAGCUGGGAAAUCCCUGGGGACAACCUACCUCUGAUUAUUAGUGUUGGUAAGAAAAGUCAGGUCUAAAUAUCAGUUUCUGGGCUUCUGGUUGUCAGGUUAGCUGCUGAGAGAGACAACAUGGAUCUUUUUAAACUCUUCCCAGUGGGCUCCUGUUCUUUUCAAGGGAACACACCAGCAUCUUUUUCAUUUUAAUUGAAGGCCCUGUUAUAGUUAUAGUUGGGAUUUUUUUUAGGAGGAGGGAAAUAUGGAGAAGAAAACAUUCCUUGCAAUCAAAAUGAAUUCCCUCUCUAGACUUGUGAUCCAGCUUUGUUAAAUCCUAUGUGCCAAACUUGCAUACAAACAUGUUGGCUUUUUUUUUAAAAAAAGGUAAUUCCUGGAUCUUCUUGCUCAGAAAUGGGGAAACUUGACAAUGGUGGUCUGAAAUUCUGCAAAUUCAGUAGAAGUAAAAGCAGUUCUCCUCAACCCAUGGUGCAUGUGUAACUAUGCAGCUUCUAAGCCCUGAAAUAUAUGGAAUUGGAAGCAGUUGUUACAGUAGGGUGGAGUGCAGAGGUGGGUUUCUGCCACUUCGGCCCGGAUCCGGUAAACCAGUAAUGGCAGUGGCGGGAUGCUUUGCCCACUUGCCCAGACACUUCUGCGCAUGCGCUGAAGUGUUGCGCGCUCACGCACGAUCGAACCAGUAGUAAAAAAAAAUAGAAACCCACCACUGGUGGAGUGCCCCUAGAUUAUUAUAUGAACCACGUUAUUAUAAAUCUAAAAUAAUUUGGAAAACAGGUUCUUGUAGUUCCAUAUUUCUUCUCUUCUCGCUUCCCUGUCACAAAUUGAAAGUAUGCAUAACUUUCACUGUAUGAUUUGAAGGAUUUGAGGAAAUGACACAAAACUCUGACCUGAGGUGAAAUUUCAAAUAUUUCUGAUUUUUAUCAACAAAGCCUGCCCAAUAUCAAUGUUCAUUCUUCAAAAAGUCAAGACUAAAUGAAGACUCCCUAUUUAAGAGUAGUGUAUCUCACCUCUGUGUACUAGAUUUGAAGAAAAAAAUGUUUUUAAAUUUUGAUUUCGCAUACCUUUGAAGGUUCCAGACUGAUACACCAUCAUUUUAUGAACAUCUGUUAGAUAUCAUAUUUCUGUGAAAGUGCAUUUCAUGUUUGAUGCAAAAGAUGACAGACCUUGCGUGUUUUAUGCGUGUCUCUGCUCCAUUGGCACUUUUAUGUACACCUAUAGAAACUGUUUUUCUUGAAGAAUUUUGACGGCCACUUGAAACUGUGCUCCAGAAUGUGGCUGUUGCAUUUAUACUAGUGUGGAGACCAUGAGACUCCGAGCCUGAUGUGGUCUCUCCAAAUAUGAGUGUAUGUAAGAGACACAGCAGAAGACCUGGUGGUUCUUUUCUCAUGCAGAAGACCUGGUGAGUCUACUACCAAGAAACGAGAGGCUGGAGGUCUGCAGUAGAGGGUGAAAAAGGAACCCAUUUCCCCCAGGCUCAAUAUGUCUCUUGGAGAAGAGGGUCCCUUUUUUUACCCGAUGGCCAAAAGCCAUUUAGAAGUUCUGAUGUCUAAAUUCAUGCCUGCAAUCUUGGUUUUAGACCAUGUUUGAUUGUCAUGAUCUUGUCAUACAGAAAACUCACUGGUUUCCUAUCCUGCUCCCCUUUUUAGGGAGUCUGGUUUCCAUCUUCCAUGUGUUUCCUAUGCUAUUCCCCUAAUUCUUUCACAUUCUCCAGGUGCUGUAGCCAACAUGUGAGCCAGUUUCCUGAGUCAGGCAGCUCUUCCACAUGACUCUGGCACAUUUGGGUUGAGUAGUUCCUCUUGUUCCUGCACUCAGGGUCAUUGCUCUGUAACAUAACUGAAGACAAAAGCUUGUAUUAUUUGUCCACUCAGUCAACCUUGGUGAAUUGGGGAGUUUAUCAUAUUAUCAGUCUGCCUCAGUUGUCUUUAGGAGAAGUGUUAAGGGAAGGAACAUGAAUUAGACAAAGACUGUGAAACAUUUAUACGCACUUUGAAAAUGAAAUGUGAUGCCCUCUCUGAUGACAACGAUCAGAAUUCACAAAACUGUGAUGUAAAAUUAAUUUACAUGGAAAUAAUAAAAGUCCUUCCACUCCCUUG